ACCACUACCACCACCACCACCAGCGAGAAGCCAACAAGCACCACUACCACCACCAGCGAGAAACCAACCUCCACCACUACCACCACCACCACCACCACCAGCAAGCCCACUACAACCACCGAACCGUCGAAGACCACAUCAACCACGAGCUCAACCUCAUGCAAGACGUUCACCGUCUGCGACCCCCAGUGGUACAAGCCCACGGACUCAUGGACGACCAAGAACUACGAUGACAAGGAUUGAGUAAGGAUAACG
Messenger RNA from Aspergillus homomorphus CBS 101889, 255 nucleotides. RefSeq lists its product as uncharacterized. NCBI's taxonomy places the organism in Eukaryota, Fungi, Ascomycota, Eurotiomycetes, Eurotiales, Aspergillaceae. The record is from RefSeq and is a predicted model, not a curated record. The annotation marks the transcript as partial. The transcript has a single exon.